Chenopodium quinoa (quinoa) is the source of this 2445-nucleotide messenger RNA. RefSeq names its product probable inactive purple acid phosphatase 29. Gene Ontology annotation, cellular component: cytoplasm. The record is from RefSeq and is a predicted model, not a curated record. The coding region runs from base 276 to 1463 and encodes 395 amino acids. NCBI's taxonomy places the organism in Eukaryota, Viridiplantae, Streptophyta, Magnoliopsida, Caryophyllales, Amaranthaceae. The transcript has 5 exons. Gene Ontology annotation, molecular function: hydrolase activity, acting on ester bonds.
CAAAAUAGCAAAAAUAAUUUCCACGGGUUACAACCUUUUGUCCUUGAGUGACUCUUUAAUGGUGACUAUUUUUGGAGUUUUUUGGGAGAAAGGUGAGUCGGAGAUUCUCACACUAGUGCUCAUUAAUACAAGUAACAAAUGAAGUAAGCUCAAAUAUUUAUGGUGUUGCCUCUUCUGAUCGGCUUCUGCUCAAUCAGUACGCUUUGACAUCGACAAAAAUCAAACAACAAAAAUUUGUUUGUUUGCAGCUCAAAAGAAAAGAUAAAAAGAUAGGGAUGGUGGCACUUCUGUUUGAUAAGAAAGCACCUUUCUUUGCAUUUUCUUGCUUGAACACCCUGUUUCUGGUGAUUAAUCUUUGUAUCUUUAAUGUACUGACAUGUGCAACUUCAACACCCUUGAGGUUUAAUAGAAAGGGGGCUUUUAAGAUUUUGCAAGUCGCAGAAAUGCAUUAUGCUGAUGGUAAGAUCACGCCAUGCUUGGAUGUGUUGCCUAAUCAAGUUAAAGGAUGCUCUGAUCUCAACACUACUGCUUUUAUCCAGCGAAUGAUAAAAGCUGAGAAGCUUGAUCUCAUUGUCUUCACUGGUGACAACAUAUUUGGUUUAGAUGCUACUGAUGCAGCAAAAUCAAUGGAUGCUGCAUUUGCUCCUGCUGUAAUGUCCAACAUCCCCUGGGCUGCUGUUCUUGGAAACCAUGAUCAGGAAUCCACUCUUUCAAGGGAGGGAGUCAUGAAAUAUAUAGUCAACAUGAAAAGCACCUUAUCUCUGUUGAAUCCGCAUGAUGCUGGAAAAAUUGAUGGAUUUGGAAACUACAACCUUGAGGUGGCUGGUGUCAAAGGUUUACCUUUCCAGAAUAAGUCAGUUCUCAAUCUUUAUUUCCUUGACAGUGGAGACUACUCAACAAUUCCUUUAAUUUCUGGAUAUGGCUGGAUUAAGACCUCUCAACAGUCUUGGUUUCUUCGUACUUCUAGGAGAUUGAAGAAAGCAUACAUGAACUGCCAAGAACCCCAAAAGGACUCUGCUCCUGGCCUAGUGUAUUUCCACAUUCCGUUGCCUGAAUAUGCAAGUUUCGAUACAUCAAACUUUACAGGUGUUAAGCAGGAGGGCAUUUCUUCACCGAGCAUAAACUCGGGUUUUUUUACAGCCAUGCUUGAAGCAGGUGAUAUCAGAGCGGUUUUUACAGGUCAUGAUCACAAAAAUGAUUUCUGCGGUAAAGUGAUGGAUAUAAAUCUUUGCUAUGCUGGUGGUUUUGGAUACCAUGCCUAUGGGAAGGCUGGUUGGGCUAGGAGGGCAAGAGUGUUGAAGAUUAAGUUGAGAAAGAUUGGUAAAGGUGGCUGGGGAGCAGUCAAGUCUAUAAAAACAUGGAAGCGCCUUGAUGAUUCAAACCUCACUACUAUUGACACUCAGGUCCUUUGGAGCAAGAGCUCAAUUGGAGCCCAUAGGAAAAAGCGUAUUGAUGGUGCUUAGGCUUUGAUAGCGCAUGGUUCACAAAAUCUGUCUAAUAGAGAUAAUGGCCUUGUAAGUGCUCAAAUGCAUAUAGUUACAGACUUACAGGUUUACAGUGAACUGUGUAAAACCUCGUCUACAUAUAGUCAUAGAAUGUAGAAAACUCUACUAGAUAUGUGAUGGUCUUAUUAAGCAUGCGUUUGGGGCCUUAAGUUUCAAAGCCUGCGUUUUAAAGGUUUUCACUAUCAUUUGAGAUAGAAUAAAAUUCAGAACCUCAUUUACAAGAUAGAAUAAAAUUCGGUUGAGUUGGUGCAAAAGUCUAAAAAGAGUAUGUUAAAGGUUUUCACUAUCAUUUCCGGUUGCCCCCCCCCCCCCUCCAGGGGAAGUUCAGCUGGGAUUCUGGUCGAUGGCUUGGAUCUCCCUAUGUGUAAGCUAAUUGUAAUUUGUGAUUGUCACUAUAGAAUUGAGAGUGUCACUAUUAGUUGGGAAUGAAAAUUGCUAAGGAAAAUGGUCAAUUUGGGGGUGGUGAGCUAGCAUAUUUAUAUGUAAAUUCAUUAUCAUUACCAUUAUUUUUGGUCAUCUACCAAACGUCUGGUGAAGGUUUUCUAUUUGUAAAAAUUUAAGAACAUAAGGUGUUAUCUUUCAUAAAUUGAUUCUCCACGUGAAAAGUUAGCUAGAACUUAAAUUUAAAAACACAUGAAGAUAAUUUUGAAGGAAAAUUUCGAAUUCAAGAUGAAAAUAAGGUUUUUUAUUUUAUUUUUAAAAAAAUUGACAUUUGUACUUCAAUUCCUAAUCACGAUACUAUUAACACUUCUUAUUUUAGCAUGGCAACCUCAUUUUAACUAAUGUUCUACUCCGUAUUAUUUUCUCUCUUAUGAACAAGUACUUUAUUCGUUUACAUGUAUUAUCGAUGAAUCUUAAUGAAAUUACACACACAAAAGUUCAACAAGUAUUUAAGAAUGCCCGUAAAAAAAAAAAAAAAAAAAAAAAAAAAAAAAAAAAA